Messenger RNA from Prorocentrum cordatum, 1319 nucleotides. Lineage: Eukaryota; Dinophyceae; Prorocentrales; Prorocentraceae. The record is from the annotation of a GenBank genome assembly.
CCCGGGAAACGGGUGACACUGUCACUCAAUGCGACCGAAUCACAUGACACUGUCGCUCCUUCUAGCGCAAUGGAGCACACAUCGAGGAUGACGGUGUCGCUCGAAACGACGACGACCAUGACACUGUCUCUCACAAAGGCCCCAGAAAGGCCGCCACAAAGCAACUCGCAAACCGCACCCCGGCGUAACCGCACCGAUUGCAGUCGCCGAAUGGACGCGAUGCGCGAUCGCCACCGUGACGACCAAGAACACUGAGCGAGACAAGCUGAAUAGCGGCAGCGGCAUCAGGCCAGCGCCCGACCCGGAGGCGCUGCCGGUGCCGAUCCGGCUCCACCGAGCCUAGCCCAGAAGGGAGAAAUGAGAAGGGGCAGGAGGAGGAUGAGCAGGAUGCACUGGAGAGGGGAGCGCACGGGCCUCAUCGAAGUUGGUCAGCAGGCGCAAGAGAAGGCCCGCGAGUGACGGGCUGCCGCCGCUGCAGCAGAGCUCUGAUGCCCGCUCUGCGGCGGGCCAACACACGCGCAUGUGCUCUGAACGAGGCUGAAAGGCACUCAGGUCCAGAUCUAUCUUGAGUGCGCAGUGUGUUAUGUGUAGCGAGAAGGAUGUCACGCACGAAGAGGAGGACCCCUGGCUAAGCCAGCAGGCGCAGGAGGAGGCGGAGGCGCAGGUGGCCGGAAGACGAGGUGGAGGGAGAGCGGAGGAGCGGGAACAGGCCAGCCAGGAGAACGGGAUUGGGACCGUGAUCGCUGUGGCCACAAUGCGGCACGACGGCCAGCAGAGUCCGCCAGCCACGGCCAGCCAAGCACUGCCAAGGCAAAAACAAAAAACAAAAACACGAGAGAAAGGCUCCACAGGAUUCUACGUGUGUGCGCUACGGUACCUGGUGAAUCUAACCAGUGAUGGAUAUCAUCCUGGUCAUCCUCAUGGACUCCCCCUCCUGUUAUCGGUGGCGCCUGGGCGCCAGACCCCCCAUCGCUCUGGCCGCCGCCGAAGCACGAGGUGUGCACGGCGUCGCCGGCACGGAGAGGCAAACGGGAUCGCGAGCACCGCCCGGGCAGAUGUUUAAAACCGCGGCCUCGGUGCGCCAGGGCCGGGCCCCUGCAGGAGCAGAGCAAGCAGCGGGAGGGGGGAGGGGAGGAGGCGGAGAGGGAAAAGACAGGGAAAGAGGAGGAGUUCGGAGAUGUCGGGAUGGAGCCUCAUGGCGGGCACGCAAAGGCAUGGGGUUGCCACAACGGCCUGCUCACGUCGCCGAGACUCGUGCUCAGGCAACGCGAUGUGCCUUUCCCAAUAUACAGCCCCACCUCCUGCUCCACGUCCUCGUC